Messenger RNA from Planococcus citri (citrus mealybug), 4341 nucleotides. RefSeq names its product carbohydrate sulfotransferase 11. Gene Ontology annotation, biological process: carbohydrate biosynthetic process. Lineage: Eukaryota; Metazoa; Arthropoda; Insecta; Hemiptera; Pseudococcidae. Gene Ontology annotation, cellular component: membrane. Gene Ontology annotation, molecular function: sulfotransferase activity. Bases 339 to 1364 code for a protein of 341 amino acids. The record is from RefSeq and is a predicted model, not a curated record. The transcript has a single exon.
AGUUUACCUUUGGCGGUUUAUUGAAUCCACCUGAUGAUGCGACGUAGUGCUCGACACACUUUUGAGAUCCGAGUGUUUUGUGUUCCACUUUAAUUCGCAUUGCACUAAAUUGAAUGGUACAUCGGUACAGUAGUCAUUAGCACGUAUUCUUCCAUUCCAGUUUACAGUUAAAGUGAUGUGAAAAAAAAAUUCUUCACGAUGUAAAUUUAUAAUUCAUUUAAAAAUCGAGUGUACGUAGAUAAAUAUUAUUCAGUAAAUUUAGAAAUGUGUUUUGGAAAACUUGCGCGUUGCUUAGUGGAGCUUCUUAAUUCAUCAAUGAUAUACUUGGAGGCCUAUUCAUGGUGCAGUUAUUCGACCAGUCGAGAACAUUUUGCAAACCGAUGAUUAUUCGUUCAGUGUUGAUUCUCGCAGGUAUGACGGUUAUUUUUCAAAUAAGUAUUUACGUACUGGAGAUGAAGCAGCAAAUGAUGAAUAAAAGCUACGACGAAACUGAGAAGCUUUCGGAAGACGACAAAACUGCCAACUUAUCACUAGACACGUUGGUCUUCAUUCAGCGUCGAGAACACAUGAAUGAAAUGUGCGAAACUUAUGCCCACCUGCAUAGGAAUAUUUUCGACAACACGAAAGAUUUGGAUCAUAUUUUAGUCGACGAGAAGAAUAAAUUGCUGUACUGCUACGUACCAAAAGUAGCUUGCACGAAUUGGAAACGAGUAUUUAUGAUUUUAAUGGGAACGGCGGAUAGUCGAAAUGCAUCAUCGAUACCGGCUGAAAUAGUGCAUAAAAAAUCCACCUUCCGAAAACUGAGCGAUUACACGAUAGACGAGGUGAAAUAUUUUAUAGAAAAUUAUACCAAGUAUUUAUUUGUAAGGCAUCCCUUUGAAAGGCUACUUUCGGCGUUUAGGAAUAAAUUAGAAGAACGAUCUCAAAGAUCGAAGUAUUUUCAAAUGAGAAUUGGUCGAGAGAUAAUCAAACAUUACAGAUUUAAUGCGACCAAUCAUUCGUUAGAGUAUGGUAACGAUGUGACUUUCGAGGAAUUUGCCCUUUAUUUGAUAGACCAUUAUGUUCCGUCUUUUAACGAGCAUUGGAAACCGAUUAGCGAGCUGUGUUAUCCGUGUUUGAUUAAAUACGAUUUUAUUGGUAAAUACGAAACGUUGUAUUCGGAUGCUGAAUUUUUAUUGAAAUCGAUUAAUAAAAGUUAUAUUAAGUUUCCUCGUGUUAGGGUUUCCAAUACUACGGCUCAAAUUAUCAAGUACUUUAACGCAUUACCUCCUUAUGUUAUCGCACGAUUGCAUAAUAUAUUUGUAUUGGAUUUUAAAUUAUUUAGUUACUCGACCGAAAAUGUACUAGGCUAUGAGAUUGGUUGAAAGGUCUGAGAACUAGUAUAAAUGGAAAGGUACCUAGCUAACAAGGGAACCUUACAAGUAUGCAGUAAUCGAUCUGAUUUGUUUUUUUUUCAGAAGUGACAGGACCUUUAGGUAGUCUAGGGUCCCAAAGGUCUAAAAAUGUCAACUUUAGGCAAAUUUUGCCAAAUUGAAAAAAAAUGUGUUCGAAACAGUAAGAUAGUGAUUCCUAGGACACACAAAUAUCGAAAGUUGAAAAAUCAUAGGACCCGUUGGGUAUUUUUGGGGCCCCAAAUUUUCGGAAAAUUGCCCAAAAAUGAUCUAAAAAUGCUUUGGUUGCAACGACUUCGUAGAUCAUCUUUUCGUGUUACAAGUCGAGCUUCCUUUAAGGUUUGGACGCGAUUUUGAGCCUGGGCGCCCGAAAGGAUAUUUUUUUUGGGGCCCCAAAUUAUCAAAAAAUUGCCCAUAAAUGGUAGAAAAAUAUGAUUGGGCAACUAUAAUUUUCAGAACCGUUUUUUCUAGUCAAAAGUCGAGUUUCAAACGAUUAAAAAAGUUGUAGAGGCACAAUCUCAUUUUUCGACCAUUUAAUUUUAGGGCAAUGUUUUGAAGAUUUUGAGUCCAAAAAAUAACGUUUUGGAUGCGUAAAUUCAAAAUCGAGCCCAAAUCCCAAAAAAAUCACUUGCGACAAGAAAAUACGAUUCUCAAAGUUGUAGCUGCACAAUCACUUUUUUCAACUAGUCUGAUCAAAUUUUUGAAAAUUUUGGGCCCAAAAAAAUACCUUUUCGGAAAUGAAGACUCAAAAUCGUGCUCAAACUUCAGGAAACUCGACUUGUGACCAGGAAUAAUGAUUUCCAGAGUUGUAACAGCCAAAUCACACUUUUCGAUUAUUUUUGGUCAAUUUUUUUUUAGAAUUUUGGGUCCAAAAAAUAUCCUUUCGGAUACGAGGACUCAAAAUUACGCCCAAACUUCAAGAAACAAAAUUUGUGACUAAAAAAAGACGAUUCCUGAAGUUACACUUUCUCGAUCACGUUUUCAAAAUAUUGAAUUUCGGGCAUUUUUCGAAGAUUUUGGGACCAAAAAAUAUCCAUUUGGAUGAACCAAUUUAAAAUUUUGCCCAAAUCCCAAGAAAUUCAACUUGUAGGUAUAGCUAGAAAAGACAAUUCCAAAAUUUGUAGCUGCUCAAUAACAUUUUUCAACAAUUUUUGAGCCAUUUUUGAGAAUUUUGGGUCCAAGAAAUAGGCACGUAUACUCUUUCUGCAGAAAGUGAGAUUUGUGGGGAAAAUCCUAGAGUUCCUCGCCAAAUCAUAUUUUUUUGAACAUUUUUGGGCCAUUUUUGGAAAAUGUUGGGUCCAAAAAAUAUCUACAUAUAGCCUUUUGGAUGCGCAGAUUCAAACUCUUGCCCAAACUUCAGUGAACAAGACUUUGUGGCAAGAAAAUAAUACCUUUCUAUUAAUCACAUAUUUUUUCGACCAUUUUUGAGCAAUUUUUUGAAAAUGUUGUCUCCAAAAAUUCAUUUUUUUGAUGCGCAGUCUUGAAAUUUCACUCAAGUUCCAGGAAACAAACCUUGUGAUUAUGAAAGAUGAUUCACAAAAAGUUAUAGCUGCUCAAUCACAUUUUUCAAAAAAUUUGGGUGAUUUUUUGAAACCGUUAUUUGGUUUCAAAAAUAGCCUUUUGGAUUUGCAGACUCAAAAUCUCGCUCAAAAUCUAAGAAAUAAGACUUAUGGUUAUAGAAAAUACGAUUCUAAAAAUAAUAUUAUUUUUGGACAAUUUUUGUCAAAAUUUUGGCCCCAAAAAAUCCUCUUUUCGGAUGCGCAAUCUCAAAAUCUCGUCCACGCUCCAGAAAACAAGGCUUUGUGAUUAGAAAAGACGAUUCACAAAAAGUUAUAGCUGCUCAGCAAUCACAUUUUUCAGAAAUUUUGGAAUGAUUUUUUGAAACUUUACUGUUUGAUUCCAAAAAUAGCCUUUUGGAUUCGCAGGCUCAAAAUCUCGCUCAAAAUCUAGGAAAUAAGACUUAUGGUUAUAGAAAAUACGAUUCUCAAAAUCAAAUCAUUUUUGAACCAUUUUUGGACAAUUUUUGUUAAAAUUUUGGCCCCAAAAAAUCCCUUUUUCGGAUGCGCAAUCUCAAAAUCUCGUCCAAGCUCCAGGAAACAAGGCUUGUGAUAAAAAAAAGACGAUUCACAAAGAGUUCCAGUUGUUUAAUCACUAUUUUCGAUCAUUUUUGGUUGAUUUUUUGAAAAUGUUGGGUUCCAAAAAUAGCUUUUUGGAUUCGAAGACUCAAAAUCUCGUCCAAACUCCAAGAAACAAGACUUUUGUGACUAGAAAAAACGAUUCUCAAAAUUAUAUUUUCCAAAUUACAUUUUCCGACCAUUUUUGGACAAUUUUUUUAGAAUUUUGGCCCCAGAAAAUCCCAAAUCUUUGGGAUGAGCAUACUCGAAUUCACAUCUAAAUUCCAGCAAACAAAAUUUGUGACUAGAAAAGAUGAUUACCAGAAUUGUAGCUACCAAAUCCAAUUUUAGGAUCAUUUUUGAACAAUUUUUUAAAAAUUUGGGACUCGAAAAAUAUCUUAUGGGCUCUAUGGAAUGACUUUUUGGCACAUAAUAUGUCUUGAAAAUCAUUGUUUUACUGCAUUAGGCACAUGUUUCCAUUUUUUUGUAUUGGCGGAAUUGGUCUAAAAUCGAAAUUUUGAGACUUUUGGACCCUUGUUGGACCCGUAAUUUUGCAAUCGAGCAGCUUUAAAUUUUGUGGUAGACUUUCCUAAGGGUCUCCUCUUACUUCUGAAAAUAAAAGUGCACACUUGUGAAGUUCCCUAUAAGCUACCUGUUACCUACUCGUGGUAAAUAAGUGCAUGUAGGCCUACUUAAAUAUCAAAAAAUAUCGCGCCAAACUUUCGUACUCGUAUGUUUAAUAAUUAUAAUCUGUUGGCUGUUAUAAAUUAACUUUCAAAUUUAUUUAUUUUGCAAUGUACCUAUAUUUGAUGUAAUUUUUAAAAUAAAUUUUUUUU